CGGUGGCGCGGGCGCGGGGGCGCGCGGUGACUGUUGGGUUGGCGCUGAGGGGAGGAGGCAGCGCGGCUGUCGCCGUUGCGCAGAUCCGGGCCGCUGUUGUGGGGAGGGCGCCGGGGCCAGUGACCUUCCGGAGGCGGGAGCGAGCCAGGGGGCCCGGGACGCUAAGUGCUGCCGCCGCCGCCAUGAACAACUCGGGCGCCGACGAGAUCGGGAAGCUCUUCGUGGGCGGUCUUGACUGGAGCACCACCCAAGAGACUCUCCGCAGCUACUUCUCCCAGUAUGGAGAGGUUGUGGACUGUGUGAUCAUGAAAGAUAAGACAACCAACCAGUCUCGAGGCUUCGGGUUUGUCAAGUUUAAAGACCCCAACUGUGUGGGCACAGUGCUGGCCAGCAGACCACACACACUGGAUGGGCGAAAUAUUGACCCAAAGCCAUGCACACCUCGGGGGAUGCAGCCAGAGAGGACGCGGCCAAAAGAAGGCUGGCAGAAAGGAUCCAGGAGCGAUAACAGUAAAUCAAAUAAGAUAUUUGUCGGUGGAAUUCCUCACAAUUGUGGUGAGACAGAGCUCAGGGAAUACUUCAAGAAAUUUGGAGUGGUCACAGAAGUGGUCAUGAUCUACGAUGCAGAAAAGCAGAGGCCUCGAGGUUUUGGAUUUAUUACUUUCGAGGACGAACAAUCAGUGGACCAGGCUGUCAACAUGCAUUUUCACGACAUCAUGGGCAAAAAAGUGGAGGUUAAAAGGGCUGAGCCUCGUGACAGCAAAAGCCAAGCACCCGGCCAGCCAGGGGCCAGCCAGUGGGGGAGCCGAGUCGUGCCCAGUGCUGCCAAUGGCUGGGCAGGCCAGCCCCCACCCACGUGGCAACAAGGAUAUGGCCCACAAGGAAUGUGGGUGCCAGCAGGACAGGCAAUUGGUGGCUAUGGACCCCCGCCUGCAGGAAGAGGAGCUCCCCCGCCACCCCCGCCAUUUACGUCUUACAUUGUGUCCACCCCUCCUGGAGGGUUCCCCCCUCCACAAGGCUUCCCACAGGGCUAUGGGGCACCCCCGCAAUUCAGUUUCGGCUACGGGCCUCCACCUCCACCGCCGGAUCAGUUUGCACCUCCAGGGGUCCCCCCUCCACCUGCCACUCCAGGGGCAGCACCUCUGGCCUUCCCGCCACCUCCAUCUCAGGCUGCCCCAGACAUGAACAAGCCCCCAACGGCACAGCCAGACUUCCCCUAUAGUCAGUACGGUUAUGGACAGGACUUGGCCGGCUUUGGGCAGGGCUUCUCAGACCCCAGCCAGCAGCCCCCCUCCUAUGGGGGCCCCUCAGUGCCAGGUUCUGGGGGCCCCCCUGCCGGUGGAAGUGGCUUUGGACGAGGUCAGAACCACAACGUGCAAGGAUUCCACCCCUACCGACGCUAGCUGGCUGGCGCCACGCAGAUGGCUAGAUGGCUGAGACCCAGGAUUCAAAACUUGUGAACUCGUGACAAUCACAAAACUUGGCAGAAAAAAUUGAGAUUCAACCUUGGGGGGAGGGGCAGAUGUGAGGCUCUUGGAGGCGGCUGUGGGUGUCUGGACUGGAGUUUUUAAAUACAUUUCUUUCUCUAACCCAUCAGCACAAUAAAAAAAAGUCACUGGUUCAACAACAGGGUUAAAAAAAUGUCUUCAGCUUUAAUUCAAAAUUUCAGGUUUCUUUUUCUUCCUUUUUUUUUUUUGAAAUUAUUUUCCUGAGCCUUUUGUUUUACCGUAUAUUGUAAACUUUUAUGUUAAAGAAAAAAAUAUACAUUUACAAAUUGUGAGAUUUUUAAGAGAAAUUUUCUACAGUGUAUACUGGCUUAUUUUUUAAUUUAAAACAGGGUUUCUGUCGGCACUGGUGGAAGUGAGGGGUGUUUUUGGUCCCCGUACUCCUGGCUUUGAGGGUUGGGACUCAUUGGUCCAGAAACUCUGGAGCUUAAAGAAGUAAUCUACUGAGCGUGUUUUGUUUUUGUUUAUUCCUUGCUUUUGUUGAUUGAUCUGCCUGGCGGUGUCUGCAAGUGUGCCAUGGGUGCCAUACCGCCUGGCUCAGCUGGCAGCCACCCCGCGUCCAACUGCAUACAGGACCAGGAGGCCUUGUCAGCCCACUUCCUGCGCAUGUGGCUUCAGGGCAUCCCCACUGACCAGUUUGACCCUGGUUUGAAUAAAGAGAAGUGCGUUUGGAUUAGAA
Molecule: messenger RNA, 2184 nt
Organism: Artibeus jamaicensis (Jamaican fruit-eating bat)
Lineage: Eukaryota; Metazoa; Chordata; Mammalia; Chiroptera; Phyllostomidae
Gene: DAZAP1
Product: DAZ associated protein 1
Exons: 12
Coding region: 183-1403 (406 amino acids)
Cellular component (GO): cytoplasm
Molecular function (GO): RNA binding
Source: RefSeq, a predicted model, not a curated record